AUGGCGCCGGAAUUUUGGUGGCUUAAAUAUAGAAAGAAAAAUUUGAAACCACGUUACCGUCUGACAACUGAGAUGCUGAUCAGAAAAAGUCUUAGGGAGACCUUCAAGGAAUACAUCAGUUGUUCUUCAAUUUCUGGCGUGAGGCAUCUUAUUUCUCCGGAAGAACCUAUAAUGGCACGACUAUGUAUGUUUGUCAUGCUGUGCUGCCUCUUCUCCACCGUACAGUACUAUUUGUACCACACCUGGUCGUCAACACUGUCAAACCCACUGGUGGUGUCUGGAGAAUCAUUUACUUACCCCAUCAAGGACAUCGACUUCCCAGCAGUGGCUCUUUGCAAUACCAACCGGAUCAGCAGAAAAGCACUGAAGAAAAAGGCUUCGGAAAUGUAUCCGAAAUUGAGUAAACUACACAAUAAUUUAACCCUUAAUAAAUUGGAGCGAAUCCUGCAACUUACGGGGCAACUGAUUAAUUUUGAAAAGAAGCCGUCUAACUAUUUUGAAAGUAAAUUAAUUGACGAAUACGAUAAGGUAUUCGGUUCUGAAACUGUGGAUAUUAUGAAGGCGUUAGCGCCAAGCUGUGAUGAAAUGCUCCUCAGAUGUUUGUGGGGAGGCAAGUCAGUGAAUUGCAGCAGUAUCUUCCAAGUUCGGAGAACUAUGCUGGGUCAUUGCUGUGCAUUCAAUUAUGUACUGGAAUAUGGCGCUGCCGAUAGGCCUAAAGGCACGAUAGGUACUGUAAAGAGACAAAUAGUGCCCGGUUUGAUGAACGGACUGAGAGUGAUAAUUGACGCCAUGAUUGAUGACUACGCAUACCCGCUUCAUCAGUAUCGACAAGGAUUUGACGUUCUUGUAUUUAAUUCAUAUCAUUUCGCUGAUACGACUGGUGGGAGAGUACUGCAGCGCACAAUUCAACCUAGUCAAGCUGAGUACUAUCUUUUAUCGUCAAUCAAACAAGUGGCCGCAGCGGAAGUUCGCAAAUACCCUAUAAAAACAAGACAGUGCCUAUUUCAUAGAGAUUUACCUCAGAUGUACAACAAUUUUUAUUCGUAUAGUAGUUGCAUAACCAUCUGUCGAAUUCAAACAGUAGAAACUCUGUGCAAAUGUACCCCGUACUUUCUGCCAAGUAGUUCUGGAUUACCAACAUGUACACUGAAGAAUUUAAAUUGUUUGCACAAAUAUAAAGGUCUCUGGUCCGAAAGUGGCUAG
This is a messenger RNA of Spodoptera litura, 1203 nucleotides long. The record is from RefSeq and is a predicted model, not a curated record. Lineage: Eukaryota; Metazoa; Arthropoda; Insecta; Lepidoptera; Noctuidae.